Messenger RNA from Tetrahymena thermophila SB210, 561 nucleotides. RefSeq lists its product as hypothetical. The record is from RefSeq and is a predicted model, not a curated record. The transcript has a single exon. NCBI's taxonomy places the organism in Eukaryota, Ciliophora, Oligohymenophorea, Hymenostomatida, Tetrahymenidae.
AUGAAUAAAUAUACUCUAAUUACUUUAGGAGUUUGUAUGCUUAUAGUUAAUGGGUUUUUGAAUAAGCAUACCUUUUAAUUAUCUAACCACUAAACUGGCUUUGAUUUAUCUCUGUGUGCCAUCUAAAAAUGCUUCGAUUACUAGUAUAAAUGCCUCUCAUAAUAAGACUGCAUAGAAGAAGCUAGUAUUGUUACCUAGAAUUAUAUGAAUGAUCCAACAAAUUUCAUCAACAUUUUUUAAAAUGUUAAAAAUACCAAUUUGUCUAGUGAAAUAAGAUGCCAAAAAGAAUAAUGUAACAUUUAUGAUUAUUUGUCAAAAUGUGCUGAAAGUGACGUCUACACCAAGAAAUGUUUUGCAGGCUAAGAUACUUAAUGCAUUAAUGAAAACAUGGAAUACUUUGAAGAAUUUAAAGUAUGUUAGACAAACUAAUAUCAAUCUUGUAGUAAAUAUACUGACAAAGAAGCUUUUACUUAAUGUUAAAGUGAAUAGGUAUUAAAUUGUGCUAGAAAAAUUAGUCAUAAAGCUAAAGGAAAGCUUGCAGAAGCAUUAUAAUGCUAUUGA